AUGUUGUCCUCGCUGUUCUUUACCACAGUGGCAAGCAUAUUUGGUUUGGUAUUGAGCCAGUCAAUCUAUGGCUCAGACAAUGCAACGUUCACGAACCCGAUUCUACAGAAGUAUGGCGCUGACCCAUGGGUCGUGCGAAAUGGCGACGACUACUUGAUGACUUAUACGACCAACGACAAUAUCACAAUUCUCAGAAGCAGAACCCUCACUGAUUGGAACUCAGCCGAUGUAAAGCUCGCCUUUAAGGCACCAGAAAAUACAUCUUACACAUUCAGUAACUGGGCACCCGAACUUCACUAUUACGAGGCGUUUCAAAAAUGGUACAUUAUUUAUACUGCCGACGUCGACCCAGACAGUCCAUCGCCGCAGCAAGACAUGCUCUGUGAUUUCAAUUGUCCAGCUGUCAAUCAUCGAAUGUUCGUGCUGGAGAGUUCUGGACCGGAUCCCUGGACAAGCGAGUUCACAAUGAAAGCAGAACUGAACACUUAUGAUCAAUUUGCCAUUGACGGUACCUAUUUCCAGUACGACAACAAGCUCUACCACAUCUACAGCUGUUGGUACGACUACGAUAGUCAACCAUUCAUCCGAAGCUGGCCUGCCAUGCUAUGCAUUACGCAGAUGUCUGAUCCUUGGACCGUUUCUUCUCCUCAAUCCGAACGCCUCAUCAUCUCCAAACCUGAACAACCCUGGGAAAAGACACCAUAUGGUCGCACAGUCAAUGACAGACUCUCGUCGAAUGAGGGCCCACAGCAACUGAUCAAUCCCAAUACCAAACAGAAUUUUGUCAUCUACAGUGCUGCUCGCAGUGAUAACCGCAAUUACUGCCUCGGCCUCAUCGAACUCACCGGCACAAACCCAAUGGACAUCAACUCCUGGACCAAGAACAACGCCAGCUGCGUCUUCUACGAAAAUGAUGCAGAACAAGUAUACGGCGUCGGUCACGCCAGCUUCGUGCAGAGCCCGGACGAUAGUCAAUGGUGGAUUGUCUACCACGGUAUGCGAGACUAUCUUGUAGGAUGGUCAGCUAGACAAAUUCGAGCACAGCAAUUUACGUGGGACGAGAAGACUGGAUGGCCGGUGUUCCCGAGACCUGGCAUUGGACCGUAUCCUGUUCCGAGCGGGCAGUAG
This is a messenger RNA of Lithohypha guttulata, 1128 nucleotides long. RefSeq lists its product as uncharacterized. The record is from RefSeq and is a predicted model, not a curated record. NCBI's taxonomy places the organism in Eukaryota, Fungi, Ascomycota, Eurotiomycetes, Chaetothyriales, Trichomeriaceae. The transcript has 5 exons. Bases 1 to 1128 code for a protein of 375 amino acids. Gene Ontology annotation, molecular function: hydrolase activity, hydrolyzing O-glycosyl compounds. Gene Ontology annotation, biological process: carbohydrate metabolic process.